AUGAGCGCGGUGGCCGGGAAGGGGGUGAAGCCGGCGGGCGCGGCGGAGCCCGGGAAGGCGGCUGGGGCCGGGGCCGGCGCUGGGGUCGGGGCGGCGGCCAAGGAGAUCCCCAAGGUGCUGGUGGAUCCGCGCACCCGCCGGAGCUACAUGCGCGGGCGCUUCCUGGGCAAGGGCGGCUUCGCCAAGUGCUACGAGAUCACGGAGCUGGAGAGCCAGGAGGUGUUCGCGGGCAAGAUCGUGCCCAAGUCGCUGCUGGUGAAGCCGCACCAGAAGGAGAAGAUGUCCAUGGAGAUCUCCAUCCACCGCAGCCUGGCGCACCGCCACGUGGUCGGCUUCCAGGGCUUCUUCGAGGACAGCGACUUCGUCUUCGUGGUGCUGGAGCUCUGCCGCCGGAGGUCCCUGUUGGAGCUGCAUAAGCGGAGGAAAGCAUUGACAGAGCCCGAAGCGCGGUACUACCUGCGGCAAACAAUCCUGGGCUGCCAGUAUCUGCACGGCAACCGGGUCAUUCACAGGGACCUCAAGCUGGGCAACCUCUUCCUCAACGAUGACAUGGAGGUGAAAAUAGGUGACUUUGGCUUGGCAACCAAAGUAGAAUAUGAUGGUGAGCGUAAGAAGACCCUCUGUGGGACGCCAAACUAUAUAGCUCCUGAAGUGCUGGGCAAGAAGGGACACAGCUUUGAAGUGGACAUUUGGUCCAUCGGCUGCAUUAUGUACACUCUCCUGGUAGGGAAGCCACCCUUUGAAACCUCUUGUCUAAAAGAAACAUACAUCCGAAUUAAGAAGAACGAGUAUAACAUCCCCAAGCACAUCAACCCCGUAGCUGCUAAUCUCAUCCAGAAGAUGCUGAGAUCUGACCCUGCCACCCGCCCUACUAUUGACGAACUGUUGAAUGAUGAGUUCUUCACAUCAGGUUACAUCCCCACCCGGUUGCCCACCACCUGUCUAACCAUCCCGCCUAGGUUUUCAAUUGCCCCCGGUGGAUUUGACCCGAGUGGACGGAAACCUCUUACCGCUCUCAACAAAGGCCUGGACAGCCCUGCCUUAGAUAAAGCCCAUGAAAAGGAAGACGAAGCACCACUGCGGGAGCUGGGCGAGCCUGUCGACUGCCACCUAGCUGACAUGUUACAGCAGCUGAGCAUGGCCAAUGCAGCGAAACCCUCGGAGAGGGCAGUAGUGAGACAAGAGGAGGCUGAGGAUCCUGCUUGCAUACCCAUCUUCUGGGUUAGCAAAUGGGUGGACUACUCGGACAAGUAUGGAUUAGGCUACCAGCUGUGUGAUAACAGCGUUGGGGUUCUCUUCAAUGACUCCACCCGUCUCAUUAUGUACAACGACGGGGACAGCCUACAGUACAUUGAGCAAAACAGCACCGAGUCCUACUUCACUGUGAGAUCCUACCCCUCUACGUUAACUAAGAAGAUAACACUACUGAAAUACUUCCGGAACUACAUGAGUGAGCACCUGCUAAAGGCUGGAGCCAACAUCACGCCCCGGGAGGGGGAUGAGCUGGCACGCCUCCCCUACCUCCGCACCUGGUUCCGGACUCGCAGCGCCAUCAUCCUGCACCUGAGCAACGGCACCGUGCAGAUCAACUUCUUCCAGGACCACACUAAAAUCAUCCUGUGCCCCUUGAUGGCGGCGGUCACCUACAUCGAUGAGAAACGGGACUUCCGCACGUACAAGCUGAGCCUGAUCGAGGAGCACGGCUGUUGCAAGGAGCUGGCCAGCCGGCUACGCUACGCCCGCACCAUGGUCGAGAAGCUGCUCAGCUCCAAGUCUGGCUCGGCCCGUACGAAGCUCUCCGCUUAG
This is a messenger RNA of Emys orbicularis (European pond turtle), 1806 nucleotides long. RefSeq names its product polo like kinase 1 (gene PLK1). The coding region runs from base 1 to 1806 and encodes 601 amino acids. Gene Ontology annotation, molecular function: ATP binding; protein binding; protein serine/threonine kinase activity. Gene Ontology annotation, cellular component: centrosome; kinetochore; cytoplasm. The record is from RefSeq and is a predicted model, not a curated record. Gene Ontology annotation, biological process: mitotic spindle organization; protein phosphorylation. Lineage: Eukaryota; Metazoa; Chordata; Testudines; Emydidae. The transcript is spliced from 10 exons.